AUGAAGCUCUCUUCCAUUAUUCUUACAGUUUUUGCACUGGCCACAACUGGUCUCACAGCAAAGACAUGCACUCCUAGCUUUGAUUACUGCUCUGAUGUCCUGAUCAAAGACAAAGGGUUCACCGAGGCCGAUCUGAAGGAUGCUUUGAAGGGAUCGGAUCUAGAGAACGAGGAUCUUAAGAAUGUGCUGUUCCAUUGCAAGAACCCCGGAGAUGUUGGACACCCCAAACUAUGCACGAGCGGAUGCCAAAACCCAGCGACAGAGGGUAGUCACUCGUGCUCAGUUUAA
Molecule: messenger RNA, 288 nt
Organism: Penicillium expansum
Lineage: Eukaryota; Fungi; Ascomycota; Eurotiomycetes; Eurotiales; Aspergillaceae
Exons: 3
Coding region: 1-288 (95 amino acids)
Source: RefSeq, a predicted model, not a curated record